UCCAAAAAUAGCAUUUCUCUGGCCCCGCUCUUGCAGAGACCCGGGGAACUGGGGGUUUUCCUCCUUUUCUGAUUCCCACUUGGGCUGGUUUCCCCCCUGCUGCCCCAUGAAGGCUGGAGCAGCCUCCCUGGCAGCCGGGAUCCUCGGGGGCACCGGCGUGCUGCUCUUCCUCGUCGCCUUUGGGACGGAUUAUUGGCUCCUGGCCACGGACACCUGCGGGGUCUUCGAGCAUGAGAACAGCACUCUGAGCACCGGGGGGGCUGAAAGUCCAACAGAGGCUGGGAAGGAGAUCCUCACUUUCCACCACGAGGGUUUCUUCUGGCGGUGCUGGUUCUUUGGUGAGGGCCACCCCGAGAGCAUCUGGACCUUCUGGUACACCAGCCAAGCACACCCCAAGUUCUGCAUGCAUGGCUACCUCUUCCCCAUGCCCAUUGCUGUGGGACCUUUCCCCCAUCCCUCCUAUGACACAACUGCAGUGUACAGAGGAUUUUGGACGGCGUUCAUCCUGCUGGCCGUGGCUGCCGGGCUCGUGGGGGGGCUCCUGCUGGUGUGUGGGGUCCCCUUCUCCAGCCCCCACUCCUACAAAGUUGGGGGAGGAUUCCUGCUGCUCUCAGGAGGUUUGUUUCUCCUGCUCGUGUUUCUCUUUGUGAUGUGGAAGGAGUUUGCAGCUGACUUUCAGAAGUACAUCCUCCUGGAGAGGAGUGAGAGGUGCCUGGAUGAUGUCCCUGUGCACGUCUACUACGGGUGGUCCUUCAUGUUCGCCGCCGCCGGGGUGCCCCUGGUGCUGCUCUCCGGACUCCUCUUCUUCCUGGUGGGCAGAGACAUUGUGGAUUCCCUGCAGUAAGACAAACGUGGGAAAGGCUUUGAGAAAAUCGGCAAUGCUCCUUGUAAAGAAACACACCCAAGUUUUGAGGGCUUGAUGGGUUUUGUAGCUGUAAUUGUGGGGAUAGGUUACACUCACUCUCGUGGGGAGGCAGGGAUGGAGCACUGAGCAUCCACAGAAUCCCAGGGUGGUUUGGGUUGGAAGGGACCUUAAAAUCCAUCCUUUUCCACCCCCUGCCAUGGAUAGGGAGACCUUCUUCUAUCCCACGUUGCUCCAAGCCCCACCCAACCUGGUCUUUGACACUUUCAGGCAUGGGGUAGCCACAGCUUCUCUGGGUACCCUUUGCCAGAGUCUCACAGCCAGGAAUUCCUUUGCAAUGCCCCAUCUCCCCCUGCCCUCUGGCAGUGGAAAGCCAUUCCUUGUGUCCUGUCCCUCCAUCCCUUG
This is a messenger RNA of Passer montanus (Eurasian tree sparrow), 1267 nucleotides long. RefSeq names its product transmembrane protein 182-like. NCBI's taxonomy places the organism in Eukaryota, Metazoa, Chordata, Aves, Passeriformes, Passeridae. Gene Ontology annotation, cellular component: membrane. The record is from RefSeq and is a predicted model, not a curated record. Bases 107 to 844 code for a protein of 245 amino acids. The transcript has 5 exons.